Molecule: messenger RNA, 1463 nt
Organism: Sphaerodactylus townsendi
Lineage: Eukaryota; Metazoa; Chordata; Lepidosauria; Squamata; Sphaerodactylidae
Gene: UBE2B
Product: ubiquitin conjugating enzyme E2 B
Exons: 7
Coding region: 594-989 (131 amino acids)
Biological process (GO): DNA repair; proteasome-mediated ubiquitin-dependent protein catabolic process; protein polyubiquitination
Cellular component (GO): HULC complex
Molecular function (GO): ubiquitin conjugating enzyme activity
Source: RefSeq, a predicted model, not a curated record
CUGAGUUUCCCUCGCACUCCGGCUGCUGGCCCGGGAAGAGGGGCUGGCCCUGGCUCUUACUCAUGAGUAACGGCCUUUUAAAGUAAGCGCUUAGUCGUAACUUGUGAGUAAGCGGGGCCCUGUGCAGGGGGUGCGCCUGGAGGGGUUUUUGCCUCUGGGCGCCAUAUGGCUCACAUAUGCCUUUGGGAAUGGUCUUUUCAGGGCUGUUUUGAUCUUUGAAGGAGGACUCGUUACGGCCAGGAACAUUGGAGUACUUCCUUCUCCGGAAUCUAUAACUGAAAAUAAUCAAAAAUCCAGGUCAGCCACUGCUUUCCAUGGGGCAUAUGAGCGCCGUCUAAACAACCUCUACCUCCUUCGCGCGGGCACAGUGGUACAACCCUAAGUCAUUUUCUGUCCCCCUCCAUAGAAGGCCCCGUGGUACAGUCAAGAAGGAUGGACUGUUCCCUCCCCCACCUGCGGAGGAAGACGCUAUUGAGGAGUUGUUUGUGAAGCAGCAGAAGGAGGCGCCCGCCGGAGGGAGACAACUGUGUUGCCGGCAGUGCUGAAGCUUUUGAAGAGAGGGACUCUUUUGCUGUUCGGUGAGCGGGAGUACCAUGUCCACUCCAGCCAGGAGGAGGCUAAUGGGGGAUUUAAAGAGAUUACAAGAAGACCCUCCUGUGGGUGUGAGUGGUGCACCAUCUGAGAACAAUAUAAUGCAAUGGAAUGCAGUUAUUUUUGGGCCUGAAGGUACUCCUUUUGAAAAUGGUACCUUUAAGUUAGUAAUAGAAUUUUCAGAAGAAUAUCCAAAUAAGCCUCUAACAGUUAUGUUUCUAUCAAAAUGUUCCAUCCUAAUGGAACUGACUAGGUAUAGGAUUCUGUAUCUACAGAGCAAAGAAAAGCUAAUCCCUUUAGUAUAUGCAGAUGGUAGCAUUUGUUCAGAUAUCCUUCAAAAUCGUUGGAGUCCAACAUAUGAUGUCUCAUCUAUUUUAACGUUGGAGUCCAACAUAUGAUGUCUCGUCUAUUUUAACCUCAAUUCAGGGUGGCACCUGCAGAGGUCCUUGCCCAGAUCAGCAAAGCUGUUUUGGCAGAACAUGGGGAAGAGGGAGUCCCACAGGUAUGUGGGACAAGGCCAUGAAGGGCUUCAUAUGUGAUAGCUAAUAGUAUGAAUUAAACCCAGUAAAUGAUGGGCUAUCAAUGGAGUGACUGCAGAAUGGGGGCAAUUUGCAUGCUCCAUCUAGCUCCUGAUAACUACUGAACUGUGGUGUUCUGAACCAACUAGUCUCUCUGAAUUGAUUUUGAUGGGAGAUCUACAUAGAGUUCAUCACAAUAGUCAAGCCUCAUCGUCACCAUGUCAUCAAUUCAAGUGACCAGAUCAACUAUGUCAGUGUAGGGGGUCAUCUUUCAGGCUAGACUGUGUUGGAAGAAAUCAUUUUUGUAGCUGCAUUGUUUCUUGAGCAGUGAUGUUGUAUCCAGUAUAAACCCUA